Messenger RNA from Aspergillus uvarum CBS 121591, 933 nucleotides. RefSeq lists its product as uncharacterized. The transcript has 2 exons. NCBI's taxonomy places the organism in Eukaryota, Fungi, Ascomycota, Eurotiomycetes, Eurotiales, Aspergillaceae. The record is from RefSeq and is a predicted model, not a curated record. Bases 189 to 671 code for a protein of 160 amino acids.
CACCUGUCAGUUCUUUUAGCGACCGUUGCGGAAAGUUAAAAAUCAGCGUGAAACGUUUGGGGUUGUUUUUGCUUUGCAGCUCUUUUAAUUGAUCGUUUUCCUGCUCGAGCAUCGUAUCUUUGUUUUACUUCGAAGGGCACGAAGCCAAUCUACUUCCAAUUCCUCCAUUGGCAACUAUACCACUCAUCAUGCAUUUCACCACGGUGCUAUACUACGGCCUGGCCGCGUUGACCCUCACCCAUGCUGCUCCAAUCGUCGGAGACUCCUCCAGACGCGAAGUAGCCGAUGGGGAUGACAAGGUCGCCUAUACUUGGGCUGUGCCGGAGAGUCGCAAACGAGAGGAUGGCGACGACAAAGUGGCCUACACUUGGGCUGUGCCGGAGUCUCGCAAGCGAGAAGACGGGGACGAUAAGGUCGCCUACACCUGGGCCGUACCGGAGAGUCGCAAACGAGAGGAUGGCGACGACAAAGUGGCCUACACCUGGGCUGUGCCCGAGUCUCGCAAGCGAGAAGACGGGGACGAUACGGUCGCCUACACCUGGGCCGUACCGGAGACUCGGAAGCGGGAAGAUGGUGACGACAAAGUGGCCUACACCUGGGCUGUACCGGAAUCUCGCAAGCGAGAAGACGGGGACGAUAAGGUAGCCUAUACCUGGGCUGUGCCUGAAUAAAAGAAAGCGACACCCCCCCAAAACUGAAAUGAACUCUUCGACCUUGCCGAGGCGGACCGCAGCAGCUUUCGGCAUAUGUUCCACGAUGUGAUGAAUCCUCCUGUCUCUAAACUGAACCCGAGUUUAGUAUGUUGAUAAUGAUCUUAUAUAUGCUUGUUUAUUGUCGCGCCUUCGAUUCUUGUGCAAAUAAGAUCGUUGUAUCGUUAUUGAAUUAUAGAACUGAAUUUGCCUCUUGCAAAGGAGUGCGGAGUUGGGGUCUGGU